AGCAAGCAUGCUUUCUUUUUUAAUAUUUAUAAGUUUUUUAUCAGCUUUUGCAAGUAAGUUUAUUUGUUUUUUUUAUAUUUUUAUGUUAAAAGUAUGUAUAAAAUGCACGAGAGUGAGUACUAAUCGGAGCGAUGAGCAUAACUGCACAUGCACUGCAAACCAUGUCAGAUGUGGAAGUAUAACAAAAACUAAGGACUGCAUGUCUAAUUUUGGAUGCAUUAAUAAGUAUCAAAUACUAAAUGGUAUCAUAAACUAUGAAGAUGGAUCUGAUGAGGCUAGCAAAAAAACGAACCAAUUCUCCCGUACAAGUAUGCAGGUAAAAUGUUUUAUUGCGAAUCAGAAGAUUUACAGAAACGGCUAAUUGAGCUUUAAACAGUAAAAAGGGGAGGAAACAAAUAUUUGCUAAGAAGUAAAUACUUUUACGAUUAUGUAUGGUCAAAACACUGAGAUUUGGUGCAGGUCUAGUUACAGCAUUAUUGAAACUGAAGUAUGGGAUACAGUACGAUGCGAAAAUGCACAUAACACAGGUGUUUUAUUUCACCACCUUGUGCCCACAUACUAGUUACCACCUAUGUAACUUUGUGGGUGCAUAUUUGCACUAAAAACAAGCAGCAAUAAUGAGUAACAUACAAAAAAUCCUUGUUUAAUAAGCAAUUUUAGGAAACAUAUAUUAUAUAAAUAAACUGAAUAAUUUUAACAAAGAAAUUUCUAAACUAAAUGAAAUUCUUUGUAUGUUAUGCAUUUGCAUGAUAUGUAUUCUGUAUAUUUAUAAUGUGGAUAUUUGUAUCAUACUACAUUUUGUACCAUUUUGUAUUGGAUUUUGCACCUGACAAAUCAAAAUACCAAAAUUGUAUUCACAUGAUUAAUAUCAAAAGUCACUCAAUAGCAUUAUCACCCAAAAUAAAUAAAAAUUCAUGUUAACACAUAUGAUACAACGCUUGGAAAAUAUUUGCCUUAAUCCUAAGCAAACAAGCAUGACCAACAAACUUCAAGGGAUUUUUUGCUAAACAAUGUAGGAUUUUACAACAUACUUUGUUUUAAGUGUAAAGUAAACUAUAGUUAGGCAUUAACUAAUGCAGUAAAUGUCAGAAACUUAAAUCAAAUCCUUGCUGGAAAUGAUCUAAUGACACAAUGGGAACAAUAGCUUUUAACUGCAUAACACAACAUAGUUCAAGGCAUAGGUAAAGUUAUUAGAAGCUGAUGUGAUUUUUCUAUAAUUGUUUUAUAGAAACCUGUACCACAGAAAUAUUUUCACUUAUAUAUAUUUGGUACUUUUUGCCAAUAUUAAAAUUGAUUAGUUUAGACUUUUAUGUUGGGAAUUUUAGAUAAACUUAAGUAAGAUUGUGAAGAUUGUUUAGCUUUAGACUUUACAUUAUAAUAACGGCAAUGUUUAGGGUUCUGCUCUUUUCUCUUGUACUACUACCAUAUGGACUUGGAGAUGAAGAUUCAAAUUUGGAGUGGAAAAAACAAAUGAAAGAAUUAGAAAAAAUAGGAAAAGAAGUUCCAGGACCUGAAAUUACUGUUUACAAAACUGGUACUGAUUUUUUCAACAUAACAUUUGAAUCUCAACCUGAAGAAAAAACAGUACACUUACUUCGACCACAAGAUAUUGAUGUUGUUGGAGCAAUGGGAGAUUCGAUUACGGCGGCGAACGGCGCCGGUGCUAAUACAAUAGCAGGAGUGGCAAUACAAUAUCGUGGUAUAUCUUGGACUUCGGGAGGCGACGAGUCAUUAGAAACUUCGCUGACCAUUACGAAUAUACUGAGAAAGUUUAACCCCCAAGUAAAAGGUUACGGUGUCGGUAACGGUUUUUUGUACCAAAAGUCGCGAAGAAGAUUGGUUCAACGUUGGUGUGCCAGGAGCAAAGGCUAAGUAU
Molecule: messenger RNA, 1876 nt
Organism: Ciona intestinalis (vase tunicate)
Lineage: Eukaryota; Metazoa; Chordata; Ascidiacea; Phlebobranchia; Cionidae
Source: RefSeq, a predicted model, not a curated record